Messenger RNA from Silurus meridionalis, 3268 nucleotides. RefSeq names its product UDP-GlcNAc:betaGal beta-1,3-N-acetylglucosaminyltransferase 7 (gene b3gnt7). Lineage: Eukaryota; Metazoa; Chordata; Actinopteri; Siluriformes; Siluridae. The transcript is spliced from 2 exons. The record is from RefSeq and is a predicted model, not a curated record. Gene Ontology annotation, cellular component: membrane. Gene Ontology annotation, molecular function: hexosyltransferase activity. Bases 56 to 1354 code for a protein of 432 amino acids.
GCGCGCGCUGCAGUGGUAACGGCACCUCAGAGCUUGGCUGUGCAGCGGCGUUUCUAUGGGAGAGGAACAGAUACAUAGCCGUCUGGAGUCAUUUCUAACCGGGAUGUUGAACAAGUUUCAACUUCUGAACUCCCUCAACAUGGCAUCUCCCAGACAUCGGUGGAGAAUGUACAAGACAGUAGUACUGAUGUUCCUCUUGACCGUGCUGAUGAUCAGUGUGUUUCAAAGAGAUAUCCUGGGCACCAGAGGGGACUUAGAGAUCGAAAGGAAUGCACGGAUGCAGAAGGAAAUCGGAAGCUAUUGGACAGAAAAGCAGGACAAAUCGUCUGAAACCAGAGAAGAACCGGUGUACGAACAAGGUUUAACCAGAUCAUGGGACAUCACUAGCACAAAUUGCAGUAUCAACACAAAUAUUUCUUCUAUAAAUGGUUUCGCUGAACUGGAGGAGAACUUUAAACAGUUUCUCCUCUACAGGCACUGCAGAUAUUUCCCAAUGAUCAUCAACCACCCAGAGAAAUGUUCUGGAGACGUGCAUCUCCUCAUGGUGGUAAAAUCCAUCAUUUCGCAGCACGAUAGACGCGAAGUGAUCCGGCAAACUUGGGGAAAGGAACAAGUCAUAGAUGGCAAGAGGACCAAGUUACUCUUCCUGUUGGGAACUUCCUCUAAUGAAGCAGAGAAGACGAACCACCAGAAGCUUCUGGAAUACGAGGAUUACAUCUACGGUGACAUCCUGCAGUGGGAUUUCAUGGAUACAUUCUUCAACCUCACCUUAAAAGAGACCCACUUCCUGAAAUGGUUCUCCACCUACUGUGGGAACGUGCACUACAUCUUCAAAGGCGAUGAUGAUGUCUUUGUUAGCGUGACCAACAUUCUCGAAUAUCUGGAAAGCAGCAAUAAUACGAAGGACCUGUUCGCUGGCGACAUACUUUCCAAAGCGAAACCCAUCCGAAAAAAGCAAAACAAGUACUACAUUCCACCUUUACUGUAUAACAAGACGCAUUACCCAGCCUACGCAGGAGGAGGGGGGUUUCUGAUGAAUGGCCCGCUGGCACAACGGCUCUCUUUGGCAAGUGAUAUGCUGGAGCUGUUUCCAAUCGACGACGUGUUCCUCGGAAUGUGCUUAGAGGUGCUGCAGGUGACUCCUAUAAAACACAAUGCGUUCAAAACCUUUGGCCUCCUAAAGGAUAAAAAGAGUAAACUGAACAAAGAGCCGUGCUUCUACAAGAGCAUGAUCGUAGUCCAUAAACUCCUCCCUCAGGAGCUUCUGGACAUGUGGAAGCUGGUCCACUCUGACCUUUCGUGCACGCGUAACACCGAACUGAUGUGGGUAGGAUUAGAUAAGAAGAACGUCUAAACAUUUAAUGAAAUGAGAACUAGAUGUAGCCCGGCCCUAUUGUCUUUACGUUGACUUGGUUUUUCAAAUGAAGUGCAACCAAGGACUUUGAUGGAAGGACACUUUUUCUGGACCAACUUGCACAAUUGUUCAGCUAAACAAAACAAAACAAAACAAAACAAACAACAAAAAACACAGCGCCCCUAUUGUCCUUUCCAGCUUGGAGUCCAGUACGGCUCAUAGAUCACUUGCAUUUAAUUGCGAUAAACAUUUGUUUUGACCCAUUCUGUACACUUGCACCCAUUCGAAUUAGUAACUAUGCUGCUAGUUUUGUUUUGUGCUACAGUCAUAUCUGUACAGGUCGUCCUCGACCUACGAUGGAGAGGCGUUCAGAUGACAAUAAUAGAGAAGUCGAGACAUGGCCCAGCCUACCCAGGAGUUGUAAAGCUUCAGUAUGAUUAGUGAUCAGUACGGGGUAGUAUACUGUCAUUUGUAAAUCAUUUAGAGACUAUAGGGUGUAUUCGUACAUAUGGCAGCAGGUACACCGCUACGUUUGCUUGCUGUGCAAAACUUGAAUGUUUUUACAAUUUUGUCAUAAGACUAUCUUCAGCUCGGAAAAUCCUAAGUCGAACCAUCGUAACUCGGGGACCAUCUGUAUGUUAUUAUUACUUUGCGACACGUCCUUGUUUACAAUAAGGUCAGCGAGUGUAUGAUUUGAUGACAAAAAAGUCCUUUCGGCAUGUCUGAAGCGGCAUUGCAUGGCUUUCCUCGAGAAGGCACUUUUCAUACGAAGCCUUUGAGUUUUAUGAAGGUUAAAAAUAGAAGUUAAGAUUUAUUUUUGUAGUGAUGUAUUGUUAUAUUCUAAGUUAUACUGUAGUAAUGGGCAUUUGAUGAUUAUUGUAGCUUCCUUAAUGGAUAUACUGAUACUGAUUUGUGAAUUUAUGUAGCCUUUAGAUGUUCUAAUGAAAUACAAGGUUCCUCUGUACCUCACUCAGGGAGUUCUGAAGGCUUUUCUUCAUCUAGAGCAGUGUUUCAGGUCUGUUCUCGCCAUUUUCUCCUCGAACAGCUCACGUGACUUUGAUUAGAUGAGCUUUAAAGGAAUUUUGACAUCUCUAAAUCAAUGGAGAACCAGCGAGGCAGUCAAGAGGACAGAAGUAACACUUAACCCGAUGCUACCAUCACCACGCUUCACUUAGUCGUAACACUACAAAAUGGGAGAAUGUUGAAAGGUACUGUAUAUCCGAGCAAUACAAAAUUGUAAUGCUCAUAGGUUUCAUUUGUCCAAUUUGACUCAUGACUGCUUUCCACUGUUAGCACAUCAUGCAGGCAUUUCAAAGAAACCAUACACUCAUGCUUUAAGAGCACACGCCCAUUUCUCAUAAUGUGUGUAAUGUGUACUAAGGUACUCUUAACAAUAGUACUGAAAUACAGGCUAGCGUUUCUCUUGUAGCAUUUAGAAAGUUUUAAACCGUCUCUUCAAGUCUGUGUCAAUGUCUCCUGUCCCAGUUGCAUGAAUCACACAACUGAAACUUGUCAUUUCUGUACGUUUUGUUCAGUCAGUGUCUUCCAGAUCUUUUAUUUUUUUUCUGUAUUUUAUUUAUUUAGGAUUAAUGACUAAAACUCGUGUUGUGUGAUUUAAGACACAGCAGAAAUAUGAGGAUGGAUAUUUUCCAGUCCUGCAAGGUCACAUUUUAUUUGACUUUACCCCGACAGUCCAAUGUUAGAUUUUGUAUAUUAAACUGUGAAAUUAAGAAAUUACUCUGGUACUUAAAAGAGGAGAGUUUUAUGGUUUGGGGUCUAUGAGAUUUAAUUAUGCACCUUUUUCGAUUCAGACUUUUCUGAAUUCAAAUUACUGAAUUUCUCUUUUUUUUUUUUUAUUGUUCAAAUCAACAAAAAUGUGGAGACCUUUAUUGUAAAUAAAAGUUUACAAAAAGU